Telopea speciosissima is the source of this 442-nucleotide messenger RNA. Its product is annotated as probable histone H2B.3. Gene Ontology annotation, molecular function: protein heterodimerization activity; DNA binding; structural constituent of chromatin. Gene Ontology annotation, biological process: nucleosome assembly. The coding region runs from base 22 to 441 and encodes 139 amino acids. Gene Ontology annotation, cellular component: nucleosome. Lineage: Eukaryota; Viridiplantae; Streptophyta; Magnoliopsida; Proteales; Proteaceae. The record is from RefSeq and is a predicted model, not a curated record. The transcript has a single exon.
UCUCUCUCUCUCUAGUCCGCAAUGGCGCCCAAGGCUGAGAAAAAACCAGCAGAGAAGAAGCCAGCACAGAAAGCUCCGGCCGAGAAGAAGCCAAAGGCUGAGAAGAGACCGCCGAAGGAAGGGUCGGCCACGGCAGACAAGAAGAAGAAGAAAAACAAGAAGGGAACCGAGACCUACAAGAUCUACAUCUUCAAGGUGCUGAAGCAGGUCCACCCUGACAUCGGCAUCUCCAGCAAGGCCAUGGGCAUCAUGAACAGCUUCAUCAACGAUAUCUUCGAGAAGCUCGCACAGGAGUCUUCCAAGCUUGCUCGCUACAACAAGAAACCCACCAUCACCUCUCGCGAGAUCCAGACAGCUGUUCGCCUCGUUCUUCCUGGAGAAUUGGCUAAGCACGCUGUCUCUGAGGGUACCAAAGCCGUCACUAAAUUCACCAGUUCUUAGA